Messenger RNA from Symbiodinium natans, 1302 nucleotides. The record is from the annotation of a GenBank genome assembly. Lineage: Eukaryota; Dinophyceae; Suessiales; Symbiodiniaceae.
AUGUGCAGUAUGUUCGCGCAAGGAGGCGGCACACUGCAAGUGGAAGCAUCCGUGGUCUAUGGAGCCACCGGGGAGAGGCAAAGCUCCGCGACGCAGCUGCCGGUGCUCUAUGAAGGCUCUGACUUGCAGGCCGACAUCGCCUUGGCAGAUGGGACGAAGGUCUUUCGCCCGGGGCUGCCCAUGAGGGUGUCAGUCCGCCUCGUGAAGCCUGGUGGCCAGAUUCCAUCAGCACAGGAUCUGAGUGGAUUCUCCGUACGUUUGGCGCAGGAGGCGAGCACAGUGUCGUACAGCCACCGGCCCGAGACGGUCUACCACGACCUGGCCGCCGCGAGCUGGAAAGACGGGCGGCAGGAGGUGGAUGUUCCAGAAAUCCAAGAUGAUGCGGCAUGCUGCAACCCCGCAGCCACGCGCACCACUUGGCAAGAGCAUGAGAAGGCCUGUGGCUGCUGCGUGACAGGCUUGCAUUUCUGGGUGGAGCGCAAGCAGCCAGGAGAUGAGUACUGGCAACGCAUUUACACUGGUGUGGAGGGGAAGUCGGCCUCGGGCUGCGCCGGCCGUGCCUGGUCACCGGACGGCUCCUACUUGGCUUUGAGUGCGCCUGUGGAGGACGGCAACGCGUGGACAGCACAGCUGCUCAGCAGCCGGCCACCAAGCGAUCUCCAGAGCAACGUGGAGUACUUCGUGACGCAGGCUGGAAGCUUCGUUGCCAGCGGUGUUGCCCAGCCAAGCUUCACUGCUUCCGGAACUCACUUCAAGGCUUCUCUGCAGAUGGUGCUGCCAACCACCUUAUCGGGAGAACUUCGCUUUGCCGUCGUCGCGAGGACCAGCUCUGGUCGCGCAAUGGCGGCAAGUUCAACUGUUUCGAGGAGCCUUCAGCUCCCCUACAACCUCACAGCGAGCUUCUCCACCGCGGAGGCAAAGCCCGGCACGGAGCUCCAGGUGCAGCUGGAGGCCAAGUGUGCAAAACGCCGAGUGAAAGCAUUUGCAGAGGGGCUGCUUCUGGGUUCUCAGCUUGCUCCCGUGGACAGCAACUCCUGCGAAUCUGCCAGGCGAAGAGCUUGGCCUCGGGCUCGGCCCCUCGAGCCACUUGGCAGGCUGUACAUCAGAAGGCCGUCGGCAUGCUGCCGCACCAUUUCUCUCUUCGGCUCUUGGGAGUCCGCCGGAGUUCACAAAAGUUCAGGGCGAUCCCGAAAAGCAGCCAAGGCUGUCCAUGCCUUCAUCGCGUCCGGAGGCCAAGUCGGUGAUCUUUUUCAGCCUCGUGAUGCCAUGUGGUUGUUUGGCUUUUGGCUUGUUGGGUUGUAA